AGCUCACAUAAUAUAGAAAUAAACCUGCGCCACACGUAUACCAGUUACCAGUUAUAAUGGAAAUAGGCUAGUGGUAACCUACUGUAACCAUCAUAUUAUAUAAUAAAUUAUCAACCGUUCAGUAUUUUCUACAUAAAUAAUUAUACAUAGUAUUUUUUUUUUUUUUUAAUAAAAACAAUGCGGUUUAUUAAAAUAAAAUAUGCUUUUGCCUAUAUUGUGAUUUUACUGACGCUAAUGACAUUUUUAAUAAGUUUUAAUUUCAUUCCAACUGGAUUUGAGCAUAGUUUUUUCAGGACAAUCAUUGAAUCGCAGUCAACACAACCUGCAAUGGUAACAGAGAACAAACGUAUAUUUUUUAUGAAAACACAUAAAUGUGCUAGCUCUACUGUUCAAAAUAUACUGAUGCGAUUUGGUCAUAUGGAAAACCUUGAUUUUUUGUUACCAAAUAUGAAUAAUUACAUAGGAAAUCCUAAACAUUUUAACACAAGUAUGAUAAGUAAUAAUUAUUCCACCGUGGAUGGCAAGUUUGACAUGUUUGUUCAUCACACCAGAUAUUCCCAAGAAAUAAAAUCUGUGAUGAGAUAUGGUACAAUUUAUGUCACUAUUCUUCGGGAACCUACGGCAUUGUUUCAGUCAAUAUACUCGUUUUACCAUUUUGAUAAAAAAUAUAAAUGCAAUCUAACUGAGUUUAUCACCAAUAGGCUUUCGAACAAAUCAUCUACAAACCAAAUAAAACGUUACAGUAACAAAUUAGGAAUAAAUCAAAUGAAUUGGGAUUUGGGAAUGGAUACAAAUGAUUUUGAAAACAUUGAAAUGAUAAAUAAACACAUAAAUAUGAUUGAAAGAGAUUUUGACUUUGUUAUGAUAUUUGAAUAUUUAGAUGCAUCUCUUGUUUUGUUUGCGCAUUUCAUGCAAUGGCCAUUAGAGCAAAUGGCUUACUUACCACUUAAUACCAGAAAUAAUACAUAUAAACAAAUAUUAUCAAAUGAUGAUGUUAAUCGAUUAAUACAAGUCAACAUGGCAGAUAAUAUGUUAUACACACGAUUUGUACAAAAAUUUAAAGAAAUGAUAAACAAAUAUGGAAUAGAAAAGCUAAAAAAAGGAAUUAAAAGCUUGAUGGCCAUAAAUCAAGAAAUAUUAGAAAUGUGUGUGCAAUCGGUGGCAAAUAAAGGUUAUGCUAGAACAACAUCAUACAAAUUAAAAGCAAAUGCAAAAACGAUGUGCAAGUAUAUUGCAAUGAAUGAAUUGAAAUACACAUCACACCUAAGGGAAAUACAAUAUGAAAGACAAAAGAAAUAUAAUGCGCUGGAUAAAUUAAUGAAUGAUAACUAAAUAUUAUAAAAUAUAUUAUCAUAUAAAUUAAAAAAACAUUGUUGAAUUACAAA
Messenger RNA from Myzus persicae (green peach aphid), 1385 nucleotides. Its product is annotated as galactosylceramide sulfotransferase-like. Gene Ontology annotation, molecular function: galactosylceramide sulfotransferase activity. The coding region runs from base 178 to 1332 and encodes 384 amino acids. NCBI's taxonomy places the organism in Eukaryota, Metazoa, Arthropoda, Insecta, Hemiptera, Aphididae. Gene Ontology annotation, biological process: glycolipid biosynthetic process. The transcript has 2 exons. The record is from RefSeq and is a predicted model, not a curated record. Gene Ontology annotation, cellular component: membrane.